CAAGGCUCUCAUAGAAACAUAGAAUUGCCCAGGUUGGAAAAGACCUUAAAGAUCAUCAAGACUCCAUUACUUCUAGGCACCCCAGGGCCCUCCAUCUCUAUGAGACCCCCAGCCGUUCUUCUGUUCCCUUCCUCAGACCCCUCAGAACACCCCCCCAACCCCAACCCCUUCUGUCCCCUGGGUGGCAGUGCUGAGCCUUUUCAGGGACGCGGCCCCUUUAAGGCCCCCGCCUCCCUGCUCGCACAUGCGCAUUGGCUCUCUUCCGCCGCUCGCGCAUGCGUAGCCGCAAAGCCGGCCUCAAGUCGGGAGGAUCGGGCCUUCCGCUAUCUGACGGAAGUGACGACAUGCAGCUUCCGGUCCAGCGCCUCCGACCCCCUUCCGCAGCCUCCAUCCCAGCAGUAGGGGGCCGGGCUGGGCCGCGGGGCCGGCGGGGGGAAGGGGGGGAGUAGAAAUGGAUUGCCAGGACAUCAAAGAGCUGCAAAAAGAAGUGAUGGAGGAGAUGGGAAUCUCCAUGGAGGAGCUGGAGGACAUCAUCAGCAAGGAGCUGGAGAAGUCUGAGUAUGUGAAGCAGAAGAAGCAGCAGCUGGAGGAGCUGGAGAUGUAUGUGAAACAGAAGGAAGAUGAGGUGGCUCACGUCGAUCGUCUCUUUGAUGAUGCUUGGAGAGACUUUCAUAAAUGUGAGAUGUUGGUAAAGGAUCUGUACUCCAAACUGGGCCUGGAGUACCGUGAGAGCAGCUCUGAGGAGGAGGACUUGGCUGCCAAACCCACAGAAGUGAUUGAGAUCCCAGAUGAUGACGAUGACGACAUCAUGAGUAUUGAUUCAGGGUGGAAGAACAGUGAUAGCAGUCCCAAGGUUGCCAAGGAUCAGACUCUGUUGAGGGAAGCCAUGGCAGCAAUGAGAAGGUCAGCCCAGGAUGUUCAGAAAUUUAUGGAUGCUGUGCACAGAAGAACAAAUGCCCAGGAUGCACUGAAAGAUGCACAAACCCCACAGCAAGCUCCUGGUGCUCUCCAGUCUACUGGACCUGCUGUGGGGGUGGGUGAUCUCAGCAAUGAUGGUGAUCUGAAGGUUGGCAUGAGGAUCCUGGGCAAGAAGAGAACCAAAACGUGGCACAAAGGAACUCUGAUUGCCAUCCAGACGGUCGGUGCUGGUAAGAAGUACAAAGUGAAAUUUGACAAUAAGGGGAAGAGUUUGCUUUCUGGUAAUCACAUUGCUUACGACUAUCACCCCUCCCCGGACAAACACUACGUUGGGAGCAGAGUUGUGGCAAAAUACAAAGAUGGGGAUCAGGUUUGGCUGUAUGCUGGCAUAGUGGCUGAAACACCAAAUGUGAAGAAUAAAGACAGGUUCUUGAUCUUCUUUGAUGAUGGCUACGCUUCGUAUGUCAAGGAGUGGGAGCUGUAUCCAGUCUGCAGGCCACUUAAGAAGACAUGGGAGGACAUAGAGGACGUGUCAUGCCGGGACUUCAUCGAGGAGUACAUCAGUGCUUACCCCAACCGCCCCAUGGUGCUGCUGAAGAAUGGCCAGCUGAUCAAAACCGAAUGGGAGGGGACCUGGUGGAAAUCCAGGGUGGAAGAAGUAGACAGCAGUCUGGUCAAAAUCCUCUUCCUGGAAGCUCUUGCUGUAGAUGCUGUGAGUGUUGCAUUCUCCUUGCUGCAGGAUGACAAACGCUGUGAGUGGAUUUACCGGGGAUCCACGCGCCUCGAGCCCAUGUUCAGCAUGAAAACCUCCACUGCCUCCACCCAGGAAAAGAAGCAGAGUGGACAGGCAAGGACUCGUCCCAAUGUUGGCGCCGUGCGGAGCAAAGGCCCCGUAGUCCAGUAUACACAAGAUCUGACUGGAGCUGGAACCCAGUACAAACCCCUGGAGCAGAUGCAAGCAGCCUCUCUGGCAGCACAGCCCGUUUCUCCACAGCCCUCUGAGAUGGAGUGCUCUGAUAGUCUGCUGGCCCAGUCGAGGAAGCAGGUAGCCAAGAAGAGCACAUCAUUCCGGCCUGGCUCGGGACAGUCGUCGCCUUCACCACCUGUGCUGAGUGAUGCACCAGGAAGGGCAGCUGCAGCCCAGCAGCAUCGCAGCUUCCCCAGCGGGCCAGCAGGCUCAGCUCAGCCCUUCCAUGGCAUGUUGGACCGGGUGCCCAACGAGCCGUCGUACCGCGCGCCGCUGGAGAAGCUCUUCUACCUCCCCCACGUCUGCAGCUACGCCUGCCUGUCCCGAGUGCGACCCAUCCGCAGCGAUCAGUACCGUAGCAAGAACCCCCUGCUCAUCCCUCUGCUCUACGACUUCAGGAGGAUGACAGCUCGUCGCAGGGUGAACCGUAAGAUGGGUUUCCAUGUCAUCUACAAAACGCCUUGCGGGCUCUGCCUGCGCAGCAUGGCCGAAAUCGAGCGCUACCUCUUCGAGACCGACUGCGAUUUCCUCUUUUUGGAGAUGUUCUGCCUGGAUCCUUACGUUUUGGUGGAUCGUAAAUUCCAGCCUUACAAACCCUACUAUUACAUCGCUGAUAUCACUAAGGGUCGUGAGGACGUGCCUCUGUCCUGUGUCAAUGAGAUCGACAGCACGCCGCCGCCGCAGGUGGCUUACAGCAAGGAGCGCAUCCCUGGCAAGGGGGUCUUCAUCAACACGGGCUGGGAAUUCCUCGUGGGCUGCGACUGCAGGGAUGGCUGCAGGGACAAAUCUAAGUGUGCCUGUCACCAGCUGACGGUCCAAGCAACCGGCUGCACCCCGGGAGGGCAGAUCAACCCCAACUCGGGGUACCAGUACAAGAGGCUGGAGGAGUGCCUCCCAACUGGGGUUUACGAGUGUAACAAGAGGUGUAAAUGCAACGUCAACAUGUGCACCAACCGCCUGGUCCAGCACGGGCUGCAGGUCAGGCUGCAGCUGUUCAAGACUCAGAACAAGGGCUGGGGCAUCCGCUGCCUUGAUGACAUUGCCAAGGGCUCCUUCGUCUGCAUCUAUGCAGGGAAAAUCCUCACGGAUGACUUCGCCGACAAAGAGGGCUUGGAGAUGGGGGAUGAAUACUUUGCAAACCUGGAUCACAUCGAGAGCGUGGAGAACUUCAAGGAGGGCUACGAGAGCGACGCCAAGUGCUCGUCUGACAGCAGCGGGGUGGACCUGAAGGAUGAUGAGGAGGACAACACGGGCACGGAGGAGCAGGAGGAGUCCAACGAGGACAGUUCUGAUGACAACUUCUGCAAGGAUGAGGGCUUCAAUGCCAGCUCGGUGUGGCGCAGCUACGCCACGAGGCGACAAACCCGCGGCCAGAAGGAAAACGGGCUCUCAGAAACAGCCUCCAAGGAUUCGGGGCUCACACCGCAGGUCGGCCAAGAUGAGGCUGCAGCAGCUGCUUCCUGCAAGCUGCCCGUUUCUGAGGAGACCUCCAAGAACAAAGUGGCCUCGUGGCUCAGCUCCAACAGCGUGUCUGACAGCUUCCAGGACAAUGACAGCACCUCGUCCUUCAAGAUGAGCGAAGGAGGGGAGGCCAAAGGCUGCAGGGUUGAUCCUGCCCCAGGGGGAGCGGAGGGAGAGGCAAAGGCACCAAGGAAGGAUGAACCUGAAGACUCAAGCAAAGUCCCCGGGCUCAGCGACCUGGGCAGGCUGUAUGGCUACAACCCCAGCCCCCCCAAACUGGAAGGGCUGCGCAGACCCACCAGCAAAACAGCUCUGCUGCAGAGCAGGCGGCACUCGGGGCCCCUGCAGCCCCCCGCCGAGGACGUGCUGACCCUGUCCAGCAGCACAGACAGCGAUGGAGACAACGGGCCCAAGGUGGAGGGGCAGCCCCAGGGUGCUGCCAACGACAGUGAUGACAUCCAGACCAUCUCAUCGGGCUCUGAGGAGGAGGAAGGGGAUGAGAAGAAGAAUCCCUCUGGUUCAGGGCCCAUGAAGAGGCAGGUGGCAGUGAAAUCCACACGGGGGUUUGCCCUGAAAUCCACCCACGGCAUCGCCAUCAAAUCCACCAACAUGGCAGCAGCUGAGAAGGGCGACAGCGCUCCGGUCUGCAGGACAACACGGCAGUUCUAUGAUGGAGAGGAGUCCUGCUAUAUCAUUGAUGCCAAACUGGAAGGGAACCUGGGCCGCUACCUCAACCACAGCUGCAGUCCCAACCUCUUCGUGCAGAACGUUUUCGUGGACACGCACGACCUGCGCUUCCCGUGGGUCGCCUUCUUUGCCAGCAAGAGGAUCCGGGCUGGCACAGAACUGACCUGGGAUUACAACUACGAGGUGGGCAGCGUGGAGGGCAAAGAGCUGCUGUGCUGCUGCGGGGCCAUUGAGUGCAGAGGGAGGCUGCUCUGAGCCUGGAGCCCCCAUCUAUUGAACUGUGAGCUGCUGGAGGGGGCACAACGGCAGCUGGGGGGGCUGCAUCCCCCACCCUCACCUGAGCCUGUGCUGUUUGGGGGGGGCUCUGACCCCACAGAGCCCUCCCUGCUGUUGCUGUUGUGUUAAAUGGGGCUGUGGGUCGCUGUUGCUGCCAUUUUGUUGGACUGGGGGUCUCCUGGAGCUGGGGGAGGGGGGGGAGGUAGGGGGUGAUAAUAAACAUCAGUUAUGGGGCUGAGAGAGGAAGCAGCCACCCCUCAUUAUGAGAUGUAAAGAAUUCUUGUUGUUACAAAGCAAUAAAAUGGGGUUUUCUACACCCAACAUUCA
Messenger RNA from Phasianus colchicus (ring-necked pheasant), 4636 nucleotides. RefSeq names its product SET domain bifurcated histone lysine methyltransferase 1 (gene SETDB1). Gene Ontology annotation, cellular component: nucleus. Lineage: Eukaryota; Metazoa; Chordata; Aves; Galliformes; Phasianidae. The record is from RefSeq and is a predicted model, not a curated record. Gene Ontology annotation, molecular function: DNA binding; zinc ion binding; histone H3K9 methyltransferase activity. Gene Ontology annotation, biological process: heterochromatin organization; negative regulation of gene expression.